CUCAUUUCCGCGAUAAAUUUCCGUUAAACCCUGAGAUAUAAAAGGAAUAUCGGUGAAACUAGUCUCAAAUAGUAAUAAAAAUAAGUGUUCAUCAUGGAUAAUCUCAGAAACAUUUGGAAACCCGAACUCUAUCGCAUUCAAUUAGAAGCCCCGAAGCCGCACCGUAUAAUAUGUGAGAAUCGUCCCGAUAAGCCUGAGUUUUACGGCAAGGAAUACCACGGCAUUAUGGGUCACAAAGAAGCUACUUUACGCUUACAAAAUGAGCCGAAUGGUGCAUAUCUUAUUAGAAGAGGAAACGAUUUCAAUGACUUUUACACCUUAACAUGGAGGUUCAAUGACAAAAUCCACCAUUACAAACUAUAUUACGAUGGCCACCAUUACCUCAAAGACAAGCGGUAUGACUGCAUCUACGACUUGGUUGCAGAUGGUCUUAUAACAACGCACAUGGAGCUUAAAGCUCGACACAUCCUGGAGAUGAUUAACUCUCGGGCAAGUUAUACAGAGAGCCCGUAUGUUACAUUAAACCGACGGAAGUUGACCACUUUGCAAAGAAAGCAGCAAGCGAACAGACAACUCCCAAUAACGACUACCGACAACGCAAGCACCUUAGAACUAGACAAGAAGCUUGUGUUAGACCUCACACCAUCGCUUGAAGAAAACCCUCUGCUACAAAGCAAAUACUCUAAAAGCCAUACAUUUAAGGUUCACACAUUCAAGGGCCUGAAUUGGUGUGAGCUGUGUGCAAAUUUCCUGUGGGGCUUCACAGCGCAAGGGGUAAAAUGUGAAGAUUGCGGCUUCAUAGCCCAUUCAAAAUGCUCCGAACGCGUCCCGAACCACUGUGUCCCGGACUUGAAGAAGAUCCGCGGCGUCUUCGGCAUAGAUCUGACGACGUUGCUCAACGCGCACUCUAGCACGUUGCCUUUCGUCGUGCGCAAGUGUGUGAGCGAGAUAGAAGCUAGGGGCAUGGACUCCGAGGGGAUCUAUAGGGUGUCGGGCUUCGCUGAUGAGAUUGAGGCGUUGAAAAUGGCUUUUGACAAAGACGGUGAAGCAGCCGACCUGAGCCAGUUUAGCAACAUAAACGUGGUGGCCGGCACCCUCAAGUUGUACCUUCGGCUGCUGCCCGUGCCUCUCAUCACCUACGAAGUGCAUCCCAAGUUCGUGCAAGCCACGCAAAUGAAAACCCCGUCAGACCAAGUGGGCACGUUGCGGGAAUGCUUAGACCUUUUACCGAAAGCUCACUACAACUGUCUGCAAUACGUAGUGCAACAUUUAUACAGAGUAUCCCAAAUGUCCGAAGUGAACAAGAUGGGCUCCCACAACCUGAGCACCGUACUAGCACCAACGCUAGUAGCGACGCCACCGGCCGUCACCGACUUGUCCUUCGAGAUUCGUGCCCUGCAAGCCCUCAUCGACUACUGCCCUGCCAUCUAUUAUCAGAACAAGUGAAUAGCAAACAAGAUGGCGUCACUAGUAGCCACUCCCCCGGCCGUCACCGACUUGUCCUUCGAGAUCCGCGGUUUGCAAGCCCUCAUCGACUACUGCCAUCUAUUAUCAAAACAGUUGAAUGACAAACAAGAUGGCGUCACUGGUGGCCACUCCCCCGGCCGUCACCAACUUGUCCUUCCAGAUCCGCGCUCUGCGAGUCCUCAUCGACUCUUGCCCUGCCAUCUAUUAUCAAAACAAGUGAAUAAUAAUUGUUACUGUUAGUUGAAGCGCGAUACCUCUUCGCCACGGGUACACUACACCUGUCAGAGUUGUGGUCGUGUUUGCCGCUCUGGCUUGAAUAGUUUGUUUAGAGACUUGCAGGCCGAUGAUGUGGUUGAAGUCGUAAAUAUCUUCAUAUACAGUUUAAAAAAAAGGUUUGCGGGUUGACUCAUUAGUGAUCAAACAUGUUUGAUCUUAUUCGAGUUAGUUACUAUUGGCCGGUUAUAUUCAUAAUAUUUUAAUUAAAUGACUGAGGACUGGUAUGUCUAUAAGUUUUAUAACUGUUCUAUUUUUAAGCAUACUUAGGUAAAUAAUUAGGAAGUAAGGUAUUAUAAAACUGAAUUAACGUCUAAAUAUUAUAACCAAAGGAAAUUAAAGGCGAAAUGAGUGCAAUUCAUAAUAUUGUUGAUAAUCUCAUAGAAAUUAAGAUACAUCAUCUUCCUGUUUAAAAUUGUGAUAUUACACUAUUGGUCUUUUUAAAAGAUUUCGUUCGACCAUUCCAGGUUGUGUUAAGUUAGGUUACACUUAUUAAUCUUAUUAGUAAUAUACCAUAAACAAAUUAUUCCGUAAAAGUACCACUUUGUAGGUAAUAAAGACAAGAAAUACAUAUUGUGUCUCACUCUCUCAUCAAACUAAAUGGGAGACGCAAAUACAUAUUGCAACAUGACAUUAAACAGAUAGGAAACCACUUUAUGUUCCGUUUUCAAUCGAGAGGCGCCAUCUGUAGUGUACAUUUGGCAGUUUUAAAAUCCAUUGGAUCUUGGAUCUCACUAUGCUAUUUCAAUAGUAAAUUGAAAAAUGCAUUUAACCCUUUUACGACUAUGUAUUCAAUCUUUAAGAUAAAAUAUUAUACUAUACAUAUACACCAAUGUAUGUAUUUUUAGAUUAUUUUAUACUUUUUAUAUUUAUGUAAUCACAAUACUAAUGAACUGAAGUAUUAAAUAAAAGUAUUCAUCACC
Molecule: messenger RNA, 2663 nt
Organism: Leguminivora glycinivorella
Lineage: Eukaryota; Metazoa; Arthropoda; Insecta; Lepidoptera; Tortricidae
Product: beta-chimaerin-like
Exons: 8
Coding region: 94-1446 (450 amino acids)
Biological process (GO): regulation of GTPase activity; signal transduction
Molecular function (GO): GTPase activator activity
Source: RefSeq, a predicted model, not a curated record